CAGUGGCUUCAAACGCCACCAUCAACCGGCCGUACUAGGGCCGUUCUACGUUCACCUCUCCCUUCUUAGGAAACCUGGGACUCCCUUCUAUUUUGUUUUGUUGUUGCCACUUGUCGGUGGUGUGGCGGUGACUAUAGUCGACUUGUUCUAUUGCAUUAUCGCUGACCUGGCUGCUGGCUACUCUUGUGAGUUCUAGACGAAGACAGUACGACGGGAAUAGCUGCAAGUCAGAGAGAAAGGAAUCGCAGAGCAGUUUUGGGGUUCUUUUGUAGAUCUCACUCACCUGUUGCCCCAGUCACCAACUUGCCACUCGAUCCCGCGGUACUGACCAAAAGGGGCUCUCACAAGUCAUCGGUCAGCCGUCCCGACCCGGCAGGACAAAUCUUUAUACCACCCAGGCUACACCUUUUCCAUCGACCUAUACACUCGACUCUGUUGGAUUUGCCCCCGCACUACUGCUGCAUACCCUUCAUUAGUGUAAGCAGGUCCGCAUUGGUGGUGCCGUGUUUCUUGGUUUGCUGCAGCCGCCGAGGCGCGAUCAACCCGAUCCAGUUGGUUUCGGCCAAUUCUAUUCAUUGAAGAAAAACAAAUUCUACUCUUUGCUGUAUCCUGUAAGAAAAAAACAAACACAGCAGCUGUGUGCGUGUGUGUGCAGUGAAGUCUAGGAAAAAAAAAUAAGGAAAAAUGGCGUUCACCUUCUCUUUCACGCCGGCCGUUAUCAUGGUUUUAGGACUGGCGUUGAUGGUCUCGUGCCAAGAGGUGAAACUCGGCGCCGAAGAGGUGAAACCUGAUGGAGUCGAGGAAGCUUCAAACUUGGUCAACGGAGUCGAGGGAUCCACUCGGCCGCCGUUGACGGGCAUCCCGCAAAUUGAUUACAUCUGGGACCCUAAUCUCCCGCCCGCACUUAAUGGCUACAAUCUGAGCUCCUAUCCUUUCUACUAUAAAAUGCCCGGCCGUGAUGAAAUGAAUUUCGAAUGCGAGAACCGUCUCGACGGCUUUUACGCCAGCGUCCUUCACAAAUGCCAGGUUUAUCAUCAAUGUUUGUUUGGCACACGCUACGAUUUUAUGUGCGCAAAUUUCACGGCUUUCGAUCAAAAGAUUUUCAAUUGCCAGUUCGCCAACGAAGUCGAUUGUGAUAAUUCCCCCUUGUUCUACGACAGGAACGAGGCUUUAUACAAAGAGGCAUCCACAACACCGGCACCGACGCCGGCGCCUCAGGUCGUUGUGGUACGAACCCGUUUCGUGGAUGAGUCAGGGCGCGAGGUAGCACCACCUCGCUCGCAAGGUGGGCGAUUCCGCCGUCCGCAAGGCAAACGCCGUCCCGUCUACUAUGACGACUAUUACGAUUACGAUUACCAAGAAUACUACGACGCUCCGGCCAACGAAGAAGAAGAUCCGGCGUCGGCAGGAAACGGAACUACCACCGCCAAUAAACCGGCCAAACCCCAACAAGAGGAGGGAGCAGCUCCGCCUGCCAGACCGGUCAAAGUGGGUGGCGGUGGCGGUAGACAACAACAACAACAGCAACAACAGAAUAAACCGGGUUCCGGACAAGGAAACAAGCUCAACAUUUUCAACAACAACCGACCUCCACCCAGAAUCCGUCCUCCCGUCCCCAAUAGCGAAGGCAACAAAAAACAACCCGUGAAAACUACAACCCCGACGACAACAACCGCUCUGCCGGCCGAGGAGGAAUUCGAGUACGUCGACUAUGUCGAUGGCGAAGUACCAUUGGGCGAGGAAGUUGUUGCCACCACAACAACCACCACAACAACCCCACCACCACCACCCAGGAGACGUUUCCGACGACCCAAAAUGUCGACUACAUCGACGACGACGACAUCUACCCCACUCGUGGAGGAAGAGUUUUUCGACGACGCCGUGUUUGAGGAGGAAGUUGUUGAACCGGUGACGACAGCCGCACCUCGUCCCAGAAGACCAAACGCAGCCCUAAGAGCCACUGGCACAAGACCCGCACGAUCCAGCACCACCACAAGCACCACUUCAACGACGACCUCCACAGUGGUGCCUGUUGCUGAGGAAGAACCCAUUGAAUUGCCUUCCAGACCCAGUCCUUCCCUUUUCAAUCGCAGGACGGCCGUCGUCAACAUCCUGAAGAGGCGAGGAGGAUCCACGACCACUGCGCCACCGCAGGAAAUUUUUAACGAAUACGAUGAAUUGGUAGAAGAGGACCUUGCUGUCGAUCAAGCUCCAGCCGUUGUUGAGACUACAACAGCGAAAGCAACGACCACAACAACAACAACACCAGCUCCAACCAGACGUACCACCAAAGCGAGACCUCCAAGGCCCGCAAUUUCGUCUCGAACCCGAUCCACCACGGAAGCCCCUGCCGUCGAAGAAGAAGUUCCAGUGACUCCAGCUCCAUCCGUUGACGCGGUCGAACCUGCCGCCCCUGUGUCGGAGGAAGCUCCAACUGCCCGACCGGCUGUUCGAUCACGAUUGCGUUCCAGGCCGCAAACCACCCCGGCUGCGGAAGAGGAAAGUGUCUCUACGGCCGCACCAGUUGUCAGGAGAGGCUCUCAAAGACGAGGCCCUCAACCAGUUUCCGAAGUUGAACUAGACGCCCAAACGGAUGCCAUUGUACCGGAAGAAAACAGCCGGCAAGGAAGAGAGUUGGCUCAAGUGCCUGAAACUUCCCGAAUCAUGCUGGAAGAGUCAACGAAUUUCGAUGAAGAUCAUGGCGAGAGCCAGUGGUCCCUAAUUCAUUUAUUUUCGCGUGUGUUCCCACAGCGCGCGUGAUUUGAUUUUGAAUGUGCCCCUCCCCAAAUUGAACCCAUGAUUCGCCACGAACGAUAAAAGUAACGUAAAGUAAAACCAACAAACAAUUGAACAAGUGUGAGAUCCUUUUGGGGAUUGAAAGAAAAAAAAAACUGAAAAAAAAAAAAACGAAAAAUUAAAAAUUUUGUUCAAAAAUCGGGGAAUCACGUGCCUCAUCUCCCUCACGUGAACGCCACAUUGAAAACACACGCAUGAACACGAACACGAAAGCGCAAAUGUUUAAAUAAUGCAACAAUACACUUAAAUAUAAUUAUAAA
Daphnia pulicaria is the source of this 3056-nucleotide messenger RNA. RefSeq names its product eukaryotic translation initiation factor 4 gamma-like. Gene Ontology annotation, molecular function: chitin binding. The transcript is spliced from 9 exons. NCBI's taxonomy places the organism in Eukaryota, Metazoa, Arthropoda, Branchiopoda, Diplostraca, Daphniidae. Bases 685 to 2760 code for a protein of 691 amino acids. The record is from RefSeq and is a predicted model, not a curated record. Gene Ontology annotation, cellular component: extracellular region.